Messenger RNA from Saccharomyces mikatae IFO 1815, 1782 nucleotides. RefSeq names its product Bye1p (gene BYE1). Lineage: Eukaryota; Fungi; Ascomycota; Saccharomycetes; Saccharomycetales; Saccharomycetaceae. Gene Ontology annotation, biological process: DNA-templated transcription. Gene Ontology annotation, molecular function: RNA polymerase II transcription regulatory region sequence-specific DNA binding. The transcript has a single exon. The coding region runs from base 1 to 1782 and encodes 593 amino acids. Gene Ontology annotation, cellular component: nucleus. The record is from RefSeq and is a predicted model, not a curated record.
AUGUCUGUUCGUACUUCUGCAAGAUCUAAUAAGGGUCAAAAUAAAUACAUCGAAUAUCUGCUAGAGGAGGAGAAGGAAGUAUCAAAGAAGAAAAGCGCAAAGAAGAAGCUCGACUCACGCAGUAAGAAGAAGAAUAAGGUUGACUCUUUGCAUGAACUAAAUAAAGACACGGAGAAAGAAGAGGCAGACGAAGCAGACGACGGCUAUGUUAGAUGUUUGUGUGGUGCAAACAAUGAGAAUUAUGAUGCUGCUGAAUAUUCGCAUGGAGACAUGGUUCAGUGCGAUGGCUGCGAUUCUUGGCAGCACAUUAAAUGUAUGACCGAUGGUAAAGACGUCAUAGAUGGACUAAUGAAUGAGGAUUCUAAAUACUACUGUGAAUUAUGUGACCCAUCAAUGUAUGCACAUUUAGAAGAAUCAAAGAAGGUGGAGGUUUCAGAGGACGAAGAUUACGAUGAUGAUGUUUAUAAGCCUAUUAAUGACCACAAUGACAAUGAUGCAGAUGCCUUUCUUGAUGAAGAAAGUCCCAGGAAACGAAAAAGAAGCUUUGAUAACCCUAGAAGGACACCUAACAAAACCAAGCAAGUGAAAAAAUCCACUGGACCAACAAAAAGGAAAAAAAGUACUGAUGUCACUAAUUCAGAUACUCUUGAAAAUAAGAUACCUACCGAAAGAGAUUUUGAAAGCGAAAAAGAACAUAAAUUAAGGUCUAAUGCAGAAAAAAUGUUCUCUACCUUGUUUAGUAAGUUCAUAAUCCCCGAGACAAUAGAAGCAAAGCUUUAUAACCUUCCUGAGAGAAAAGAUACUAUUGUGGUCUCACAAGAAUUUGCCCAUAAUCUGGAGAAUGAACUUUAUAAGGCUUGCCUGAACGUUGAAUUUGGUACGUUAGACAAGGUAUACACUGAGAAAGUGAGAUCUUUGUACUCUAACUUAAAGGAUAAGAAAAAUUUGGAACUGAAGGCACACGUUAUAGAGGGUAAAUUAGCUUUGAAUAAGUUGGUAAACAUGAAUGCAUCAGAAUUAGCAAAUCCUGACCUACAAGAAUUUAAGGAGAAAAGAGAUAAAGUUACUUUAGAAAACUUUAUUGUAGAGGUUCCAGAUAAACCCAUAUAUGUUAAGACCCAUAAGGGUGAUGAGCUAAUCGAAGAUUCCGCUGAACCUCAAGAGGAUAUUUUGUACUCAAAAGAUAGCAUAAGGUUACACAGUAAUGAGAAUUUUAAUGACGAUAAGAAAAAAAUCGAUCAGCCUCAUGACAUUGACAUUGAAAAACAACCCAGCCCAACUGAAAUAGCAAGUGAAGGACCUCUAAGGUGCUCGUUCUUGUAUCCCAGCGUAGGGCUCGAAUUUACAGGUUAUUUAAAUUACGUCGGAACUUCACAAAAGCUUAAGAGGAAUAUUCUCAAGGAAGCUAUUGGUGACGGAAAUCUAUAUGUAGAAGGACGCUUGCCUUUAACUACUGCUGUACCUUAUCUCAAAGAAAUCUCAUCCUCUAGAGCAAUAUUAGUUUAUCAGAUGUUCCCCUUAAAUGACAACAAAAGUAACGCAACUUUUGCGGAAGUUGUGGACUUAUUGGAAAAUAAAGGUCGUAUUGCUGGUAUAAAGCCAAAAGCUAGGUACGAGAAAGACUUUUAUAUUGUUUCAUCAAAAGGCGGUGAAGUUCCUAAAAUUUUGGAUGACAUUUUAAACAAUCACAAUAGCGAAGGAUAUGAGAGAUUUUCGCCCGUGAAAUCAGAUGAAAGAAGAUUAUUCGCAUUUGUUGUAGUAAAACAGGAGCUUAUUCAUUGA